Molecule: messenger RNA, 1869 nt
Organism: Phlebotomus papatasi
Lineage: Eukaryota; Metazoa; Arthropoda; Insecta; Diptera; Psychodidae
Product: probable cytochrome P450 6g2
Exons: 3
Coding region: 37-1551 (504 amino acids)
Biological process (GO): insecticide catabolic process; response to DDT
Molecular function (GO): heme binding; monooxygenase activity; iron ion binding
Source: RefSeq, a predicted model, not a curated record
GAAAUUCAGUCUACCGUCAGACACUCGCGAGUCAAGAUGUUUGUUCUGGAAGUGAUCUUGGGGAUUGUGCUCUGUGUUGUUGGUUUUUUGUGGUGGUGGCAGAGAUCUGCAAGGAUUUAUUGGGAAAAGAAUGGAGUCUCCUACAUCCCAGGACCUCCUUUGCUUGGAGCUGUGAAGGAUUCAAUAUUGUUUAAAAAGAGCCUUGGCGAUCUUUUUAGUGAUUUGUACAACAACGAAGAGUGCAAGGAUGAUCCCAUUACUGGAGUUUAUUUCUUCCACAAACCCAGCCUUAUAAUUCGUCAUCCGGAAAUAAUUAAGAACAUUCUGGUGAAAGAUUUUCCUAAUUUUAUUGAUAGAGGCAUAAAUUCCGAUCCUCAUGUAGAUAUUAUCGGAAGGGACAACUUGUUUACUGUUAAAUCAGAUCGUUGGAAAACCAUCAGAACAAAAUUAUCUCCAGUUUUCACAUCGGGAAAGCUCAAAAAUCUUUUUCUCUUAAUGGUGGACGUGUCCAAAGUCCUGGAACAGAAAUUGGCCAAAGAGAUUGGAAAUGAGCCUAAGGAGUACGAAAUGAAGGAAUUUGCAAGUUUCUUUACAACUGAUACCAUUUCAAUUUGCGCUUUUGGAGUUCAAGCUAAUAGUUUACUGAAUCCUAAAGCUGAGUUUCAUUUAAAUUCGAAGAGAGCAAUGGAUUUCAACUGGAAGAGGGCUAUUGAAUUCACUACAUGUUUCUUAUUGCCAGAAGUUGCAACAAAUUGGGGUUUCACAAUGUUUUCAAGGGAAACAAAUGAGUUCAUUAGAUCAACGAUCAAUUACGUGAUAGAGGAAAGAAUCAAGAGCGGAAUGAAGAGAAAUGAUUUAAUUGAUACUUUGAUAACAAUGAAGGAAACGGAUGGUAAUCUUUUCAAGGGGGAUACCCUUGUGGCUCAGGCUGCUAUCUUUCUUAUAGCUGGAUACGAAACUUCAUCAUCUGCUAUAUCUUUUACUUUAUUUGAAUUGGCUCGUCACCCGGAAGUUCAGGAGAAAUUGAGGAAGGAGAUCAAGGAAUAUGCUGAGAAAUAUGGAACUGUUCAAUACGAAACAAUCAACGAAAUGGAAUAUCUUCAAAGUGUUGUUCAAGAAACUCUCCGAUUGUAUCCUUCUUUGCCGUUUUUGGAUCGAAUUUGUGCACCAGUAAAUGGGGAACAAUUUUAUUCUUUGGAGCCCUACCAUAAAUUUCAGAUUCCCAAAGGAAUGCCGAUUUAUAUUCCGAUCAUGCCGAUACACCGUAAUCCAAAAUACUUUCCAAAUCCUGAACAAUUCAUCCCUGAAAGAUUUAGUGCUGAGAACAGGGAGUCUAUCGAUCAGUACACUUAUCUUUCUUUUGGGUUAGGACCAAGAAAUUGCAUUGGAGCUAGAUUUGGGUAUUUUCAGGUGAAACUGGCACUUUUCAGUAUUCUUCGUGAUUACAAAGUCGAGGUUUCUGAAAGAACCCCGACGAAGAUGGAGUUUGAUAAAAAAUCUCUAAUCGUUCAUUCCCAGGAACCACUGCUUAUGAACCUCACAAGAAUUUAAAUGCUAGUCUAAUAAAACAUGUCUUGACUCGGCUAUUAUUAGCGUUUUUAUAAGGAUAACAUAUACAGAUUAUCGAUAUUUUUUAUGACUAUUCUUAUGACAAGGUUAAACCUUGCAUAUGAAUUUUCUAAUUAUUUUUAUUUUUUUUUUGGUUUUAGUGCUUUGUCUUAUCGGCCAUGUCUAUUUCAAAAAUAUAAUUUGAAAUUUAUUAUUCUCUUCAUGGUUCCAUCUCUUAUCCACAUGUUUUGUAUCUUUAUUCACAAAUUAAAGUAGAAAAUUAUAUUCUAUUUCAAUAAAAAAAAAAUCAAUUUUAUUAAA